AUGCCUCCAAGAACGAGGCCGAUUGAAAAGUUCGCCCAGGCCGCAGCGCAGUGCUCAACUGAGGUACGCGACUCCCCAGAUCUCUCCCUUGUCUCUGAGGUCCAGCGAAUUAAUUUUGACCCGAAGGCCACUGUGUAUGGGAAAUGCGUUCUCGCCGACUAUAACUCGAUCACAAAAGAUAUGUGCAAGAAAGAGUUUAUAAAGCUAAAGGACUGUUACUUGGCUGCGAUGAAAAAGCUAAAGUAA
Messenger RNA from Coccidioides immitis RS, 246 nucleotides. RefSeq lists its product as uncharacterized. Bases 1 to 246 code for a protein of 81 amino acids. Gene Ontology annotation, biological process: mitochondrial respiratory chain complex I assembly. The record is from RefSeq and is a predicted model, not a curated record. The transcript is spliced from 2 exons. Gene Ontology annotation, cellular component: mitochondrion. Lineage: Eukaryota; Fungi; Ascomycota; Eurotiomycetes; Onygenales; Onygenaceae.